Molecule: messenger RNA, 2365 nt
Organism: Effrenium voratum
Lineage: Eukaryota; Dinophyceae; Suessiales; Symbiodiniaceae
Source: the annotation of a GenBank genome assembly
AUGAGUUUGCUUCUGGAAUCAGAGGCGCAGUUCGCCUCAAGGGCGAAUGAAAUCGGCCUUUCGGAUGAGGUCCUUGCAGAAGCCACUUUGGUCAGGCGAUUGGCCUUCGAAGCCCAGACACUGCUGGUGGCGAGCCUCAGGCAGAUGGUUGAACAGAAGGAUGAUGGGGCUCCAAAGAAGAUUGGGGCAGCUGAGCGUGAGUCUCGCAUGGAUGCGAUUCGCUCCGAGCUUGGAGGCAUUUCCAUACAGGAUGACAAUGACCCUUCGCACGCGCUACUCGAGAAAGCGUGCCAGAUUUACGAGACGAACGCCUUGAAGUACAUUGAACCGUCGGCUGCGACCUCGCGAUCUCAAGAAGUCCAAGGUGGGACAAAAUCCAAGGAGUUGUGCUUUGAAGGCGGAUCACUGGUCGUCAAGGACAAAGAAGACAGGACGGAUCCAGCAGUGGCGUUGCACCUUGUGCCCUUGGCCAGGAGCUCAGGGUCAGCAGACAACGACAGAAGGACCGGGCCCUACCAGCGUCCACAUUGGCAGCUACAGCAGCCAGGGGAUGAGCAGAAGCCUUGGGAGCCAUGUGAAAGCUUCGUGACGGUGUCAGAAGGACUGGACAGGGACAUAGAUGCAUUGAAGCUUUUAGAGUUGGGAUCUCCACUGGCUGGUGAGAUCGAACCGGCAGCGGUCUUCGAGAAGUCCUACAAACCCUGUUUGACUACAAUCUCACAGUUGGAAGAUUUGGCGUGCAAAAGGAAUGACUUGGUUCUGAACAUGGUGCGGAGUUCUGGUUCGCUAGAGCUUGGCGAAGCGGUCCUUAACGAAACCAAGGAGGAGGUUUCCAAGGGUUGGGCUGAUGGCCCAUGGCCCGUGGAAUCUCUUGAGCGUGGUGCCACUGUAUCGAGGCGUUUCCCGCUGUCUCAGGGAGACAAAAUCCGGAUGAUUGAUGACUACUCUGUCUUGGGAGUGAAUGACAGCUGCGCGAUUCAUUCCAAGCUUGAUCUCCAUGUGGUGGACACCUUUGCGGCGACUGCAAAGUCAUAUUUCCGAGCUGCAGGCGAUUGCAAGAAGAGUUUGGCGAUGGUUGCCAAGACCUACGACUUGAAAGCUGCCUAUCGCCAGGUCCCGGUGCACAAGGACCGCCUCAAACACGCUUACUUUGCAAUCUUCAAUCACGUGAUUGGAUCCUCCGAGAUUUAUCGUGCGAAGCUGAUAACCACGAAUUUCUACGAUGAUUUUAUCUUGGCCAGUGCGGAGGAUUUGCAAGACCCAGCGAGGAAGUCUGAGAAGAGGGUGGCGGAUCUUUUGGAGCUCAUCACGCACGUCAAGCAAAGCAAAACUUUAAACAAACAAGACGCGUUGAAACUGAGAGGAAAUCUUGGAUUUGCAGACGGUUUUUUUUUGCAUGGCCGCAUCGGUGCUUUGGUCUUGAAGAGGCUUUCGCAGCACGCUUAUGGCAGUUCCAGUACAAUCGAUCCAGAGCUUGAGUUGGCGCUUGACCUGAUGGCUGCACGCCUCAACAAGGCCAAGCCCAAGUUUGUCUCUGCUACAACCGCCGAUGAGUGGUGCGUCUUCUCCGAUGCUUCUUUCGAGACCGACCAAAAGACAGGAGCUUUGGGCGGUGUCUUAAUUGAUUCAAGUUGCAAACGCAGAGCUUGGUUUUCCUUGAAGGUUUCAAAGGAGGCCGCGUUUAUGUACGGAGCUGACCACAAAGACACAAUCAUUUACGUUCCAGCUCUUAGCUGCCUGCUUGCCACUCUCAAUCUGGGCCGAGGAGCUUUCGAACUCUUUCCCAACUUUGUAUUGCGACAACGACAGUGUUCGUUUCGCCUUAACCAGAGGAACUGGACAAGGUGCAGUUGCAGAGGCGAUCAUGCUUAGGCAUUCAAACUUGGAAGUGAGCUUCAACACCAAUGUGUGCUUCGCAAGGGUGCCGACAGAAGCCAAUCUAGCGGAUCUACCUUCUCGAGGUGUUGAACGCCCACCCCUUCCUGGUCGCCUAGAUGCAUCUUCACUUGCGGAGCAACACUAUGCUUCAUUUCGGGAAGCUGUCGAACGUAGUCGAUGCGAAUUGAAGAGGAAGGGGGAGGCUGGUCAAUUGCAUCGCCCCAAGUUCAAAAAGGUCUCAUCAACUGCGCUUGCCGGAGUGUGACGAUGAAGCUUUUCGCAGAAAAUCGAAUAGUCUGACGCAGGUAAAGCAAGAUCACUUGCAUGUGCAGUUUCAUCCUUUACAUGCAGAGCUUUUUGCUCAAGAGAGGUGGUGUGGGAGGGAUUGCGCUUUAAAAGUGCUUUUGAAAGCCCAAAGCCCACCCACAAAACCACCCUGGACUUUCCUUUUUGGCCUAGCCCAACCUGAGGCUGGUCAAUUGCUGAC